AUGGCUGAUGUAGAUAAUCAUCUGCAUCAUGAAUCAAGCCAUUUUAGCUGUCUGUCGGGAGCAGCCUGUGAGUGGAGCCCACUGAGCUGCUGUGUAACAACUGUGUCCCUUCCUGGAGAGCCUGGAAACAUGAGCACAGAACAUAGGAGCAGAGCAGAGCUCACUCUUCCAAACCCACAAGGGCCUUCCAGUGAAUCUGAAAUCGAAAUCUUGGAAGCAUCUCCUAGGGAAAAGCCACUGCCGGAGAAACCCAUCUCACCCCAACCACCGAAGACAUGGCUGACAUUUUUGAAGGAAGAGUUGCAGUUCCUGGGGGUGACACAAAUUCUGAUUGGCUUGAUAUGCCUUUGUUUAGGCAUAACUGUCUGUGCUGUACUUGAUAUUUCGGAUUUUGAAAAAAGAAUAUUUUCAUCAUUUAGAGCAGGCUAUCCAUUCUGGGGAGCCAUAUUGUUUGCUAUUUCUGGAUUGUUGUCAAUCAUAUCCGAAGAGAAAAAGGCAGUGAAUCUGGCCAGAGGCAGCCUGGGAGCAAACGCCGUGAGCAGCAUUGCUGCAGGAAUCGGAAUUGUCAUCCUGAUCCUCAACCUAAGCUACAGCUCAGCUUACAUCAGCCAAUGCGAAGGCCUUCAUGAAGACGACACCUGCUUUGUGGCUUCUUUUACCAUUGAAAUUGUGACAAUGAUGCUGUUUCUUACCAUCCUGGGGUUUUGUAGUGCUGUGUCCCUCACCAUCUAUGGGAUUGGGGAAGAAGUCAAUGGAAAUAAGGUUCCAGAUGAUCGUCUUUAUGAAGAAUUAAACAUUUAUUCACCGAUUUACAGUGAGUUGGAAGAGAAAGGGGAAACAUCUUCUCCAAUUGACUCCUAAGAAUCAUCUUUCAAGGACAUUUUGAUUCACAGUGAAGAGGUUAGAGAGCCCAGGUCUUUCAAUAACCUUUAAGAGGCUGCUGUCAAAAUGUCUAUUCUCUUCAGAGUCUGCCAAAAUUGUAUUACAUUUAUUCUCCAGAAUGGCAAUACUUUAGUUUUGUGGAUUCUAAUCUCCUAUUUCCCCUCUUAUGUAUAGGUAUAUAGAAACUUAGGCAGUAAGUUUCUUGUUUUGUAUUAUAAUC
Molecule: messenger RNA, 1102 nt
Organism: Dipodomys spectabilis (banner-tailed kangaroo rat)
Lineage: Eukaryota; Metazoa; Chordata; Mammalia; Rodentia; Heteromyidae
Gene: Ms4a2
Product: membrane spanning 4-domains A2
Exons: 7
Coding region: 1-861 (286 amino acids)
Biological process (GO): cell surface receptor signaling pathway
Cellular component (GO): Fc-epsilon receptor I complex; external side of plasma membrane; plasma membrane
Source: RefSeq, a predicted model, not a curated record